Budorcas taxicolor (takin) is the source of this 1663-nucleotide messenger RNA. It is a transcript of the gene IRF9, whose product is annotated as interferon regulatory factor 9. Gene Ontology annotation, molecular function: protein binding; RNA polymerase II cis-regulatory region sequence-specific DNA binding; DNA-binding transcription factor activity, RNA polymerase II-specific. The transcript is spliced from 8 exons. The coding region runs from base 1 to 1416 and encodes 471 amino acids. NCBI's taxonomy places the organism in Eukaryota, Metazoa, Chordata, Mammalia, Artiodactyla, Bovidae. Gene Ontology annotation, biological process: regulation of transcription by RNA polymerase II; immune system process. Gene Ontology annotation, cellular component: nucleus. The record is from RefSeq and is a predicted model, not a curated record.
AUGUCUGGAGGCAAAAUAAAAAUGGGAUCUCCAGGGGCCUUGGCCAGAAGCCAACCCCAAGGGCCAGGGUCUCACUCUUCCCAAAGUGUCAGUUCCCCUGACAUUUCUGUUGCUCUUAUCCCCAGGAUGGCAUCAGGCAGGAUGCGCUGCACCCGAAAGCUCCGGAACUGGGUGGUGGAGCAAGUGGAGAGCGGGCAAUUCCCAGGAGUGUGCUGGGAGGAUGCGGCCAAGACCAUGUUCCGGAUCCCAUGGAAGCACGCAGGCAAGCAGGACUUCCGGGAGGACCAGGAUGCCGCCUUUUUCAAGGCCUGGGCGGUAUUCAAGGGGAAGUACAAGGAGGGGAACUCGGAAGGCCCUGCCAUCUGGAAGACUCGUUUGCGCUGUGCUCUCAACAAAAGUUGUGAAUUUGAGGAGGUUCCUGAGAUUGGCCAUAGGGAUGGCGCUGAGCCCUACAAGGUGUACCGGCUGCUGCCAUCAGGAACUGUCCCCGCUCAAUCAGGGACCCAGAAAUUACCAUCAAAGCGACCCCACAGUUCUGCAUUCUCUGAGAAGAAAGAGGAAGAGGUUACCACAAAGAACUGCAUACUCAGCCCCUCCUUGCUCCAGGAGCCCCCUCAGAAUGAGACAGUGGAGACCAAUGGGGGAGCUGGCCGUUUAGACUUCGGGAGCAGCGGAAGCAGCAGCAGCAGCAGCAACAGCCCUGAGCGUCAGGAAGGUGGGGACACAGCUGAGGCUCUUUUCCAGGGAGAAUUGCUGUCCCUGGAGCUUCUGCCCCCUCCAGAUUCAGACUACUCGCUGCUGCUCACCUUCAUCUACAACGGGCGUGUGGUGGGUGAGGCCCAGGUGCAGAGCCUAGACUGCCGCCUCGUGGCUGAGCCCUCAAGCUCCCAGUGCAGCAUGGAGCAGGUGAUAUUUCCCAAACCCGACCCAUGCGAGCCCGCCCAGCGCCUGCUGAGCCAGCUCCAGAGAGGGGUCCUGCUGGCCAGCAACUCCCGGGGCCUCUUUGUGCAGCGCCUCUGCCCCAUCCCUAUCUCCUGGAAUGCGCCCCAGAUGCCAUCUGGCCCGGGUCCGCACCUGCUGCCCAUCAACGAGUGCGUGGAGCUCUUCAGAACCAACUACUUCUGCAGAGACUUGGCCAGGUACUUCCAGGGCCUGGGGCCCCCACCCAAGUUUCAGGUGACACUCAAUUUCUGGGAGGAGAACCCUGACCCCAGCCACACCUCACAGAGUCUGAUUGCGGUCCAGAUGGAGCAGGCCUUUGCCCGACGUAUGCUGAAGGAGACCCCAGAGGAGCAGGCGGCCACCCUGUCUCUGCUGCAGAGCCUGCAGGACCCGCUGCCUUCUCUCCUCUCUAUCCCGCCGGUCUUCUUUGAGACAGCCUCAGCCUCCUUGCUGUCGACCUGCCUCCCCCAGUGAGCGUUCUCAUUGGUGGCCUGUGGUGACUUUGUCCCUCAGCUCCUCAUGGACACCGAUUGGUGGGAAACUCAAGAAUAACUUUUUUUUUUUUUUCAAUUUUGUGAUAUACCCUCUUUCAUCUCUGAGGAACUGAACAGGCAAGUCCAAAUGGUGUGAACUCAGUGGGCCCUUCCCUCCGCCCCCAACCCUAAAACCUAGCACUUUAUAUUUUUGUCUUAGAUCUUCACUAAGGAUUUAAAAUAAAAUG